AAGAACACAACGCUCAAGGCCAAAAGCUGGAAAAGCCCCGUCCAAUCCGUCGUCGCCUCUCGCCUCUGGCUCACCUCGCGUCAUAAAAGCGUGGGCGUCGCAUCGCAGGCUUGUCUAGCCGCAGCGACGCGGCAGCAGCAGCAGCAACUCUGUUUACGCGCUCGCGCGCGCGGCAGCCGAGGAAAUCGAGGGACGACGCGGUCGACGCAGGGGGGCAGGAGGAGCAGAGAGGGAUGGGGGAGGAGCUAAAGAAGAAGGAGAUGGCUGGAGAGCGACGCCCUCGUAUGCAUUAAUGGGGUCCUCAUCCUGUUCCCACAGGCCACAUCCUCCUCGCGGCCGCGGUUGAUUCCUCCCCUGCCUUUUAACUACCCACCACAACCCCCCUUGUCCCAAGGGGGACGACGCAAAACCGAGGCGCAACCCUAGUGGCGGGCGCCAUGGGCAUCGAUCUCAACGCGGCGGACGACAACAGGGACGCGCGCGCGCCUCCGCCUUCGCCUACGGCGGUGUGCAGGGAGCUGUGGCACGCCUGCGCGGGGCCCAUCGUGGCCCUGCCGCGGCGGGGCAGCAAGGUCGUGUACCUGCCGCAGGCGCACCUAGCGGCCGCCGGCUGCGGAGGGGACGUGGCGGUGGCCCUGCCGCCGCACGUGGCGUGCCGCGUUGUGGACGUCGAGCUAUGCGCGGAUCCAUCGACGGACGAGGUGUACGCGCGGCUGGCACUGAUGGCGGAGGGCGAGGUCUUUGAGAGGAACAUGGAAGGUGGUAGAAAUGAAGGAGAAGAUGACACGGAGGAUGGCGAUGGAGAAAGGAAGUCCCGAAUGCUGCAGAUGUUCUGCAAGACACUAACGGCCUCUGACACAAGCACGCAUGGAGGAUUCUCUGUUCCUCGCCGUGCUGCCGAGGACUGUUUCUCUCCACUGGAUUACCAGCAGAUCAGGCCUUCCCAGGAGCUUGUUGCCAAGGAUUUGCAUGGAGCGAAGUGGAGGUUUCGCCAUAUUUAUAGAGGUCAACCACGUAGGCAUCUUUUAACUACCGGAUGGAGUUCAUUUGUCAAUAAAAAGAAACUUGUCUCAGGGGAUGCAGUCUUAUUUCUCCGAGGUGAUGAUGGUGAACUAAAACUUGGCGUAAGGAGAGCCAUUCAGCUUAAGAACGAGUCCCUUUUCAAAGCUUUCAGUAGCAAUAGCUCAAAGAUGAAUGCACUGUCUGCAGUUGCUAAUUCCUUGAAACAUAGAAGUGUUUUCCACAUCUGUUACAAUCCAAGGGAUGCUGCAUCUGAAUUUAUUGUUCCGUAUUGGAAGUUCCUGAAGAGCUUGAACCAUCCUUUUUGUAUUGGGAUGAGGUUUAAGAUUCAGUAUGGGAGUGAAGAUGUUAAUGAGAGGCGGUCUGGGAUGAUUACAGGUGUUACUGAAGUAGAUCCCAUUAGGUGGCCAGGUUCAAACUGGAGAAGCCUGCUGGUAAGAUGGGAGGAUGGCACUGACUGUAAUAGCCAAAAUAGACUAUCUCCUUGGGAGAUCGAGAUAGUUGGUGGUUCAGUCUCAAUUGCUCAGUCUCUGCCAGCAUCUAGUUCUAAAAGAACUAAACUGUGCUCUCAGAGCAAUUUGGACGUCCCAACUCUUUAUGGAAAUGGUUGUCCGGACUCCAUGGGAACUGAUAAGCUCCCCAGGGUCUUGCAAGGUCAAGAAUUGAUGGGUUCCGGAACUCAUCGUGUUACGUGUUCUCCUCAGCAAGCUGGUGUCACAGAAUUUAAGUGUUCUGAUGGUAUGGGAUUCAUUACUAAUACACGAAGCUGCAUGUUGAGUGGUCCAACAAGCAGACUUCCCGCUCGGAACUCCGGUUUUAGCUACCAAUCUGUAGGUUUCGGUGAAUCAGUUGGAUUCCCUGAGGUCUUGCAAGGUCAAGAAAUUUCUCAGACAGUUCCUUUGUUCCAAGGAACGGUUUCUGAUACAUGUUCGGCAAAAGGGAGAUAUGGGUUGCACAAUAUGCGUACCUCAUAUGCCGUUAGUGGGGGGCUAUCGUCUGCAAUUCAGGGACGUUCACUCUCUCUAUCUACUCAGCCACCAGCAGAAAUGGCUUCUCCCUUGCCCACAGUGGUUCCACAGCUCGGGCUGUCAAGCAAGAACAAAGACGGGGAUGCAAAUGGUAGCCAGCCUGAGCCAUUUGGAAUUGUGAAGGCUUCAACUCCUGGAGAUGCUGUUAAGAUUGGGCCUGAUGGAAGGAAAGUUGCCCGAAGUAGUUGCAUGCUUUUUGGUUUUUCCUUAACUGAGAAGAUUUUGCCAACAGAAGAAGACUGUGUCAAGGAAGGGAAUCAUGAAACUGAUUGCCAAAAUCCACGGAUGCUAGACUUGUUUGGAUAUGGCCAUGCUACUCCUGGUGCUCUUCACGCUCUCUGUGCCGCUCCCCUAGGAAUAUGAUGCUACUUCACUAUCCAAGGAUCUUCGGCGAAUAUGUUCAUGAGCAUGCAGCAGCCACCACUCCGUUGUCUCGCACCAGGUGUAGGCAGCAUUUUCUUGUGCGGCUUCUCUAUCACCGUGUUCCUGAUGCACUGCUUAUCGUUCUAUCUCAUGCCUGGCAACCAAAUGCAACAUGUAUUGCAUCCGAAACUGUACCAAGAAUUGUGAGCAGUCAUCUAUCGCAUCAGCCUUUAUGUACUCUGUACUUUCGCAUGUUUUGUACCAGGUACAUCAGAAGUUUUCGCAUGUUUUGCUUCUGUAGCUGGCUGUAUGCCUGUAUGACAGAACCUUGGCUGCUA
Brachypodium distachyon (stiff brome) is the source of this 2749-nucleotide messenger RNA. Its product is annotated as auxin response factor 3. Lineage: Eukaryota; Viridiplantae; Streptophyta; Magnoliopsida; Poales; Poaceae. The transcript is spliced from 11 exons. Gene Ontology annotation, biological process: regulation of DNA-templated transcription; response to hormone. Bases 438 to 2411 code for a protein of 657 amino acids. The record is from RefSeq and is a predicted model, not a curated record. Gene Ontology annotation, molecular function: DNA binding. Gene Ontology annotation, cellular component: nucleus.